AAAUCCGCCAAUGAGAUAAAGAUAUUUACAACAGAAAUCGUUCAGUAAUCCAAGUAAACUGGGUUAUCAAUUUUCACACACAUAUUAUAAAAGUCACAUGUGUAUGCCUCUUUCCAAGGAUAUGUAGGCUGUACAAACAUUACAAACAAAAAGACGCUUUGACUUAAACGAAUUUAGAAUGACAAGACAAGGACAAAGUAAAAAUGUAUCGUUAAUAUAUGGAGUUUAUUCUGUGAAGAAAGUGUUGCGAUAUGUUUAUAUAAAGAUAGCAAGAACACGAAGAACUUUCACUAAGUUCAUAUAUUUUAUCAUUUUCAUGUCUGCGUUUGUUUACUUAAAUUAUCGAUAUAAUCUUCCUGUCUUUCAUGUUUUCCGAAAUCCUAAUAUUAAUAAACCAUGCACUCUUCCAGUGUAUGAUAUAUAUGACCAUUCAGUGGACCAGUUUUUCUGGGACCAACAGGUCUUGCCAUGUGAAGGUUGGUUAGAUUUGUUGUAUGUUGAUUCCAAAGGAUAUAUUACAAUGAAUAAAACUGCCGUAAGUGUUUCUGGAUAUUCAGAUAUAAAAUGUGAAUAUCGAUAUAUACAACGGGUUUCGGAAUCAAAAAUUAAAUUCUCGUCUAAAAUGGAUUAUGUUCAACCUGCUUAUUUAGAUGGUGACUUUGUCCAUGCAGAAUGCUACGAUUCGAAUAGAAAACUACUAUACAAUAACUUGCAUAUGAAUAUUGAUAGUAAAAAUGUUUUAAAAAAUCGUAAACUGGCAGAAGAAACUAAAACGAAUCUAAGUGUAUAUAUCAUUGGUAUUGAUUCUCUAUCAAGACUUAUAGCAGAACGCAAAAUUCCGAAAACGUUAAACUUUUUACGAAAUAAUUUGAGUGCUUAUAUGUUUAAAGGAUAUACGCGAGUCGGUGAUGGUUCAUAUCCGAAUUUACUACCCUUGUUUACUGGAUUAAAAGCAUACGGCGAGGAACAUAAAGUGGGUGUAAACAACAUACAGUAUAUGUUUAACAAUUUUUCCGAGAAAGGUUGCAUAGAUAUGUACGCGGAGGACUGGGUACAGGUUGCCACUUUUGUUGACAUCUUUAGAAAACAACCGUCUCAUCAUUAUAUUCAGCCUCUGUUUCAGGCAAUUGAUAAAGUUAAAUCUAAUAGUUUGGCUAUUGAAUAUACCCUUAAGUUUUUACAACAUCAUAAUAUUCCACUCGGUAAUACUUCUCCUAUGUGUUUUGGUAAUGUUUAUAAGUAUCAAUUAAUAUUACAAUAUUUUAAGCGUUUUUUAGAUAAUUAUGAAUUGAAAAGAAAAUUUGCAUUUGCUUGGACAAAUGAAAUCGGUCACGACUUUCUAAACAUGGUAGGCUUGGCUGAUAAUGAUUACCUAGAAUUCUUUAAAUGGAUGAAGGAAUCAAAGAAACUUGAUAAUGCCAUCAUGAUAUUUAUGAGCGACCAUGGACCUCGAUAUAGUGAAAUUCAAAAUACAGAAGUUGGUCGAAUUUCCAAUUUACUACCUCUUUUUACCAUUGUUUUACCAGAUCACAUUAAAUCAAGAUUUAACCACAUUCACAAGAAUUUGAAAAUAAAUACAGAGAGAAUGACAACUGCUUUUGACGUGUAUGAAACUCUGAAAGAUAUACUGCAUGGAGAUUUUCAAAAGAAAAAUAGUUUGUCAGAUUUUAAAAAGUUGCCUCGAGGAAUAAGCUUGUUCCGUGAAAUUCCAUCGUCUAGAAGUUGCAUAGAUGCUGAUAUUUCUGAACAUUACUGUCCCUGUUAUAAAACAAAAAAUGUUCCAAUACAGGACGAGCGUGUAGUAGAUUCAGUCCAUGCUGUUGUGGAUAAAAUCAAUGAUAUUUUAGAAGCAGUAAAAUCAAAAUGUGCCAAAGUAGUAAUACAAUCUGUUCGUAGUGCGAGAUCAGUUUUUUCAGACAUGGUGCGUGAUACAGAAAAAGAGCGAUCCUUUUCUUUCCGCAGUUAUUUGUGGAAUAUUGCCGAACAAACUCGACUUCGUAUAACUUUUUGGACAAAUCCAGGUAAUGCUUUAUAUGAAGCAACAGUGCAAUUCAACGAUAAAAACAAUAUUAAAAUUCUUGGUGAUAUCAAUCGUAUUAAUAAGUAUGGGAACCAAUCAGCUUGUCUUAGAAUAGGCCAGGUGCGCGAUAGAGUUCGAGAACUUUAUUGUUAUUGCAUAUAAUAUACAAUGGUGCCAAAUAUUACCCGUAAUGGAUUGCCUAAUAGAAAAGGGUUCAUAAGAAAAACUAUCCUGUAUGCGCCAUCUGAAAAUAUUUUCAAUGGAGGCUUAUAUGGUUAAACUUAUAAAAGAAAAUGAUUAUUAAGAAUGUCGUUAUAAAAGAGCUGUAGUGAUAUUCGAGUCUCAUACUCAAACUAAAAACUAGUACCUGAAGUUUAAUCAUUUCAUCGAACACUGAACAAAAUAUCCACAUCAUAUAAAAUGACUAUGUAUGUCUUAUAAGUUCAGUCGGAUAUACUACAUGUGAAAUUGCAAUAUUAUAACAAACUGCAUCAACGGGUACACGACCAAUAAUUUUUCAUUUUUUAAAAGAAUAUUUUUGUACAAUGUUAAAAAGUAUUUUUAAAGCUUAUCAUUUAUAGAUCUACUCUUGUUAUAUUCAAACGCCGGUUCACCGCACAUUUUUGGCCCAUACAACAAACAACUUGCUAUACGUUUAUUUCUUUAAAAACAAGGUUUACGUCUAAAAAUCACAAUCUUGGAGGCACUUAUUAAGAGCAUGUGCCAAAAAUUACAAAAUAUAUACGGUAGUCAUUUAAGUUUUUAUAUAAGGUUUUGGUCAGUUCAAUAUUAGAGGUCGAUCAGCAAUUAGAUGUUACAAAAUCGUGAUAGUUGCUAAAUCUACGCAAUAUUAAG
This is a messenger RNA of Mytilus trossulus (common blue mussel), 2875 nucleotides long. RefSeq lists its product as uncharacterized. The coding region runs from base 179 to 2182 and encodes 667 amino acids. The record is from RefSeq and is a predicted model, not a curated record. NCBI's taxonomy places the organism in Eukaryota, Metazoa, Mollusca, Bivalvia, Mytilida, Mytilidae. The transcript is spliced from 3 exons.